GAUAAAUCAAUAUGCCAAAGGCAUCGAAUACUGCCAGUAAGGGUGAUAAUGCAAAAAAUUCUAAAUCUGGUGGAAAGACUUCCAACAAAACAGAUUCUGGAUCGUCAUCAUCAUCAGGAAAAACAGUCGAAAACAGCGAACGCAGUAAAAGUGCGUCAUAUAUUGUGUGAAAAGCAAAGCAAGUGUUUAGAAGCCUUAGAACAACUUAAAAAUGGUAAACGUUUUAAUCAAGUCGCAGAAAUGUACAGUGAGGAUAAAGCACGUUCAGGUGGUGAUCUAGGAUGGAUGUCACGUGGUUCAAUGGUUGGUGCAUUUCAAGAUGCAGCAUUUGCUUUGCCUGUAUCAACAUUAGAAAAUCCCAAGUAUACAGAUCCACCAGUGAAAACUCAAUUCGGUUAUCAUAUUAUUAUGGUUGAAGGGAAACGAUAAAUGAGAGACAGAGAGAGAAGAAUUAUCUGUAUAUCAGCAUGUCUAUUAUUAUUUUUUUUAUUGUUCUAUAUAUAUUCACUGUAGGAUGUGUUUAUUUCUACUCUGCAAAAGUGAAUUAUAUAUUUGUAUGAUGAAUUUGAUGUAUCAAUGGUUAUUACUAUUAUAAUUGUUGAAUAAAAGUGAUCAAAUUUAUAC
Messenger RNA from Trichobilharzia szidati, 624 nucleotides. Lineage: Eukaryota; Metazoa; Platyhelminthes; Trematoda; Strigeidida; Schistosomatidae. The record is from the annotation of a GenBank genome assembly.